AUGGUUCCUACGGAACCCGGCACCUACUCAUCCCUUCCAAUGGUUCGUCUUCGUGAUGGUGUCGCUGCCUCGAAUGUUGUUUUUGGUGAGCUAGGCUACGCCAAAGCUGCCAAAGAAUCGUGGACCAUCUUUCAAAAGCUGGUUGCUCAGGGUACGAUUUCUCCUGAAACUCGUUUUCAGGUUUGUCUUCCCACACCGGUAGCCGUUAUCGGAGCUUUUGUUACAAAUUAUCACGAUGAACUUGAACGGUCGUAUGAAUCUCGGCUUCUUACAGAACUAAAAGAAAUAUUAGACUUUGUUCCAAACGACAAACUUGCCAUUCAGUUGGAUGUGUGCUGGGAAAUCGCAAUUUUGGAAGGAUUAACUUCUUCAUGGUUUGGUUCAAACUAUGAAGAACAACUUCUUCAAGUAGUUGAACGGCUUGCUAGGCUUGGAAAUGCUGUACCAGAUGGAGUCGAAUUCGGAAUCCAUCUUUGCUAUGGCGAUGCUGGCCACAAACAUUUCAAAGAGCCAGUGAACAUGUCUAAAAUGGUCGACAUUGCGAUGGGCUUGAUAUCUCGCCUAAAUCGACCGUUGACCUAUCUUCAUCUACCUGUCCCUCGCUCUCGUGACGACGUAGCAUACUUUGCUCCUCUUCAACUUGCUAUUCCUCUACUCGCGUGUCAUCAAACACAGUUGUUUCUUGGUCUCGUUCAUCUUACAGAUGGUGAAGAAGGUGCCAAGAAACGUAUCGAUGCCGCAGCAGAAGUAGUCAAAGGAUUCGGAGUUAGCACAGAAUGCGGACUUGGUCGUCGACCUGAAGAGCAUAUCAUCAAAUUACUUUCCCUCAUACGAACUGUCAGCGGUCUAGUACCACAAUGA
This is a messenger RNA of Rotaria sp. Silwood2, 861 nucleotides long. The record is from the annotation of a GenBank genome assembly. Lineage: Eukaryota; Metazoa; Rotifera; Eurotatoria; Philodinida; Philodinidae.